Messenger RNA from Lingula anatina, 3665 nucleotides. RefSeq names its product cyclin-dependent kinase 5 activator 1. The record is from RefSeq and is a predicted model, not a curated record. Gene Ontology annotation, molecular function: cyclin-dependent protein serine/threonine kinase activator activity; protein kinase binding. Gene Ontology annotation, biological process: axon guidance. Gene Ontology annotation, cellular component: cytoplasm; protein kinase 5 complex; growth cone. Lineage: Eukaryota; Metazoa; Brachiopoda; Lingulata; Lingulida; Lingulidae.
UGUCUUAAGACCUUAUAUGAAAACAUCGAUUUUUCCUCUCUUCUGACUCAAGCUAUUGGCAUAAAAUUGUAUACAUUGGAGAACGCAGAGUGCAGCUGCGGCAUUAAAUCGAAUUAAUCAGUCAGAAUAAGACGAGAUAAUACAAGUUCUGCUCAGAGAGAUGACUCAUCAGGAAUUAGUCCUCGCAGUGGUCGUCUGCCGUUGAUUCCAGGCAGACGAUCGACAAGAAUCGACCGCGACGCGCCGCCAUUUUGUGAACAUUCUUUUUCUCGGAAAUUUCAAGGGGAAAGGCGGGGAGCUUCCAGAAGACCUAAGGACAGGAAAGGUUUCUGAGAAAAGGAAAACUCUCGCAGCGUUUCUGUUAGAUAGAGACCAAGAUGGCGAAGAGAAUUACAACACUGAAUUUGGGUUGUUAACGACGUAUUUGACAAAACAUUUUAUAAACAUCAAAUUUUUCGACAAGGUAGGUUUCGGUUACCUGAACUAUAUUUAAAAACCAUUCUUCGAAAACUCUUUGGCGGUUCCAUAUUUAUUGAAUGGCAUCUGAUUAACGCGUGCCUACGUAACCUGACGUCCGUUUCCACAGUGUUAAUUAACCUGCUAAUUCCGGCACUGUUAAAACGACAGUAUCAGCUUUAGAGCCACAGUAACAACGGAAAAAUCAAACAUAAAACAAGCAAGCAAGCCUUUUCAAGCAUCCCUAGAAACGCCAUACCAGAGGCUGCAUUGGGACUAUAAAUUGUUGACAUAUUUAAAACGUCCUCAGAGACCAAAGGGUGUUCACGCCAAGCACGCCUGCAAAGAGGUCGACUCCAAAAGUUGUAUUUACUAUCGACACUAAAGUCAACAUGGGUACUGUGCUUUCAUUCUCCCCGCGACCUCGGCGUCCUUUGUAUGAAGACAUUAACUUGAAUAAUUUCAACUACGAAGUCCUCAACAACAACAAACCUGCUCCACCGAAAGGCGAGAAGGUGGAGAAAAAUAACUUUAAAAGACACUCCAUCUUCCUGAGUAGCCUUAGCUGGAAGAAAUUCAGCGUGACCGGUAAGAAAAAAGAGAAGAACUUCUUCAAGUUGACCAACAAAAUUUCCGGAAAAGUUGACAAUAACUUGAACAACGUUGAAAACGUCAAUCACAACUGCGUACCCAAAUCUAUAUCCUGUUACAAUUUGAAGAGUUUCAAAGAUGAGAACUUAGCGAAAAGCAACAACAACAAUGUAUCGAAGCUACGACCGGUCGUGGCAGCGGCCAGUCCAAAAAAGACUGUCAUCCAAGCGUCCACGUCGGAGCUACUCAAAUGUUUAGGGGAAUACCUGGCCCAAAGGUGCUACAGAGUGAAGCGUUUGGAACCUAGCGACGCUGUGAUGUGGCUUCGCGGCGUCGACCGGGCGCUGUUGCUGCAAGGAUGGCAAGACAUCGGUUUCAUCAAUCCCGCCAACGUCGUCUUCGUCUUCAUGCUGGUGCGCGAGCUCGUCACGAGCGACAUGACGUCAGAGCACGAGCUUCAAGCAGUGACACUGACUUGUCUGUAUUUGUCCUAUUCUUACAUGGGCAACGAAAUCAGCUACCCGCUCAAACCUUUCCUGAUUGAGGACAAUCGUGAUCGAUUCUGGGACAGAUGCUUACUCGUGGUAAACAAACUCAGCUCAAACAUGCUACGAAUCAACAGCGAUCCUGGAUAUUUUACCGAAAUUUUCACCGAACUCAAAGGCUAUUCGCCCCUGAAGCAAUGAAGAUUGACCUAGAAACCCGUUACUGUCUAUCUACAUAGGUAAUGUAAUUAAACCAGAAGCAGAGUCAUAAGACACAUUGAUAUUGCCUAGAUUUGAGUGUGCUUGUUACUGUGAAAAAAAAAUGGUACAGAAUCCAAAUAGUACAGCACCGCUAUUAUUAAGACCCACACGCGCGUUUCGCAACACUUUUUGUGUCGAUAUUGUUUUAGUGCGCGUGUACUUUUAUAAAUCGAAAUUGUAACAGUAGUUUAUGUUAGUAUUGUAAGCGGAAUACGCGCAUUUUGUUUUACUUUAAAAUCGCAUUUCACAGGAGUGGUACAUCUGACCGUAGUUAAAAUGAAAUCCACUCUAUGACCUCAUCCUUUUAAAGAGUCACUUGGGAUUCUAUAAAAAACAAGACAUGGGACAUAAUGGACCUACUCCCUACCAGAGUUCCUGGCUGAAGGACUCCCGACCAACCGGUAUUGUAACGGGUAGAGGGGCGUCUGGUCCCUCCAGUGUGUGAAAGUCCCGUCCGCAGAUGAAACCCGUAAUUAAUAAGGUCGCCGCAUGCAAGCUCGGAAUUUAACGUCGCGCAGGGUUCUUAUGGCGUGGGCUGUACCGUAUGUUUUAACUAGUGUAUCUACGAUAAAAACGAUAUUCUGUGCCUCUAACGGAACACAGUGCAAGAGCCACAAAAAUAUUAUAAGGCAUAAGGCAGAUGUUGCUCCUGGUAUGUUAGUAUAAAUGAUAAAUAUAUCGUGGAAUCUACUUGAAUUAGUUGCUUUAAGGGGAUUUGUAGAGGCCCUUACUGAAAAAGUUCUUGAAGGCUGAAGCUGUAAUGCAUAAUGGUUUUCCCAUGGGGUUAGUUGUAAUCAGGCAAAGAUAGCAAAAACAAAACAGAUGCUUGAAUCUUUCUCCAUAUAUUUCUGUUUUUGAUAUUUAUAUAGGGCUCUUACGAAGUUGCUUUAUUGUUACGUAGUUGUUAUAUGAUUUUCUGUUUGUUUUUCCUUUUCUUAAAUAUUUAUUAUUAUAAUGAUUUUUUAAGGGGGGGAGGGGGAGCUUUUCGUAUCAUAUAAAGAGAACGUCCACUAUAAGCGUUAGCGUUUUAGGCCUGUAUUCGAAACGAAGAGAGAAUGAUACCGCAAGCAGCACAUUUUUUUUUUGCUCGCCAUAGACAUAUUGAUGCUCAGACUAAUGGUUGUUAAGCUCUUCAUAAUUCUCUCUCGAUCUACAUGGGAGGUAUUGAUUUAUGCUAAUUUACACUGUGUCUACUUAAUAUACCGAUGAUAGUAUUGGCGUUCCUCUUAACGGGGAAGGUUUUUUUGUGUGGUUGCAACGUGUCUGCUGUAGGAAAUUAAAUGCUCAUAUUAAGUCUGUGUUCCGCGGCCAUCGAUCGGUGAAAGUAUUGUAGAUUUUCAAUGGAAGAGAUAGUGUUCAUACACAUUAUUAACACAAAGCAGUAUCCAAGGUGACUUCCUGUGUUAAGGUUUUGAUUAAUUGGUUCUAUUGAUGUUUUAUAUAUAAUGUAACACUCGGCUAAAUACUUAUGAUAUAUAUCUUCCCCAACCACGUCGUCUCAAAUUAGUGACAAAUUUUCUCACUUUUAUUAUCUGGCAAUGUCAGAAUAUAAUGCUUCAUCCUGGUAUGAUGGCUCAUUUUCUACAGAUAAUUUGCUGACCUCUCAAGCCUUAGGAGUGUGUACGUAACGAAAUAGGAAAGUAAUUACAAACUAUACUUUUUAUCUUGUAUGAAUAGCGUAUUUGAUAUUACUUGUUAUAUCUGUCGUAUUGUCUGAAUUAAGAACUUUCUUCCACAGAGUUCUAAAUAGCAAGUGGAGGUAUUCCAUAUCCAUUUGCCCAGGUCUAGCCCGAUAUUGUAACAGUCAUCGUUAAACUAUAUGUUUCAUUUACAGAGAACUGUAAAGAAAAAACAUCUAUUUCUAUGUAUUGU